This is a messenger RNA of Rhincodon typus (whale shark), 987 nucleotides long. Its product is annotated as synaptotagmin-A. Gene Ontology annotation, cellular component: dense core granule; axon; synaptic vesicle membrane. The record is from RefSeq and is a predicted model, not a curated record. Gene Ontology annotation, molecular function: phosphatidylserine binding; clathrin binding; calcium ion binding. Gene Ontology annotation, biological process: cellular response to calcium ion; regulation of dopamine secretion; synaptic vesicle endocytosis. The transcript has 7 exons. Lineage: Eukaryota; Metazoa; Chordata; Chondrichthyes; Orectolobiformes; Rhincodontidae. The coding region runs from base 1 to 987 and encodes 328 amino acids.
AUGGCGGAUCAGGAGUGGGCCGGAGUGACAGAGGCGGAUUUGGAGUGGGCCGGAGUGACAGAGGUGGAUUGGGAAUGGGCCAGAGUGACAGAGGUGGAUUGGGAGUGGGCUGGAGUAACAGGGGCGGUGCCACCCUGGGCGUUGAUAGCGAUCGCAAUUGUUGCCGUUGUUCUGAUUCUGACCUGCUGCUUCUGUGUCUGCAAGAAAUGUCUGUUGAAGAAAAAGAACAAGAAGAAGGGGAAAGAAAAGGGAGGAAAGAACGCUAUGAACAUGAAAGAUGUGAAGGAGCUUGGGAAGUCAGUGAAAGAACAGGCUCUGAAGGAUGAUGAUGAAGAUGUUGAGACAGGCCUCACUGCAGAAGGAAAGGAAGAAGAAAAGGAAGAGGAGAAACUUGGGAAGCUGCAGUUUUCUUUGGAUUAUGACUUCCAGAACAAUCAGCUCAUUGUGGGCAUUAUUCAAGCUGCUGAGCUCCCAGCUCUCGACAUGGGAGGAACAUCUGACCCAUACGUGAAAGUAUUCUUACUGCCCGACAAGAAGAAAAAGUACGAAACCAAAGUUCACCGAAAGACACUGAAUCCAGUUUUCAAUGAGUCCUUCAUCUUCAAGAUUCCAUACUCCGAGCUGGGAGGGAAAACCCUGGUGAUGGCUGUGUACGACUUUGACCGAUUCUCCAAACAUGAUGUCAUUGGAGAGGUGAAAGUGCCAAUGAACACUGUGGACUUUGGCCAUGUAACAGAGGAGUGGAGGGACCUGCAAGGGGCCGAGAAAGAGGAGCAGGAGAAGUUGGGCGACAUUUGCUUCUCUCUUCGCUAUGUCCCAACAGCUGGAAAAUUAACAGUCGUCAUUCUGGAAGCAAAGAACCUGAAGAAAAUGGAUGUGGGAGGUUUAUCAGGUAGCUGCCUGGGCAAAUAUUCUGCAACCCUGCCACUCACCCUGUGUGCUGAAACGAACAAAGCAUCAUGCUCCCAGAGUUCAGACACAUUCUGA